AAUCUAAUUUAUGUGAACGCUGAUUUACAGCUAAGUGAUAAUUUAUUAUAUUAAAUUAUAAGGAAGUUUAUAUCAGUUCCUGAUACCUAAGCGAGGAGUCGUGUUUAAUACAAAGAAAAUAGGUAUUUUUUUAUAAAGUAGAAGCCAAAAUGAGUGGCGACUCCAAAAUACAUGUUGGAUCUAGAAAAAGUGAACUUGCUCUCAUACAAACAAAACAUGUAAUUUCUUUAUUAAAGCAGUUUCAUCCUGACAAGGAGUUCGAGAUUGUUACCAUGACAACUUUGGGGGACCAAAUCUUGGACAUCCCAUUGCCAAAAAUAGGGGAAAAAUCUUUAUUUACUAAGGAACUUGAAACGGCCCUUGCCACUGGUCAUGUUGAUUUUAUUGUGCAUUCAUUAAAAGAUUUACCUACAAGCUUACCUAAAGGAAUGGCUAUUGGUGCGGUUUUAAGCAGAGAAAAUCCAAGGGAUGCAUUAGUUUUGCAAAAAGACAUUAAAAGACAUACACUCUCUACCCUUCCUGAGGGCUCAGUUAUUGGAACGUCAAGUCUAAGGAGAACCGCUCAGUUAUCUAAAAAGUUUCCUCACCUAAAAGUUGAAAAUAUUCGUGGAAACCUGAAUACCAGACUUAAGAAACUUGAUGAUUUAGGAAAAUAUCAAGCUAUCAUUUUAGCUUCUGCUGGAUUAAUCAGGAUUGGUUGGAGAAAUCGGAUCUCUAGGCUCUUAGAUGCAGAUGAAUUUUUAUAUGCAGUGGGCCAGGGUGCGAUAGCAGUAGAAUGUAGAUCAAAUGACAAAAAAAUUAUUGACCUACUAGAGCCCCUUUAUGACCUACAAACAGCCUUAAGGGUUGUUGCCGAAAGGAGUUUUCUAAAGACACUAGGAGGUGGCUGUAGUGCUCCCGUUGCAGUCACUUCAGAUUUAAAAUUAUUGAAGGAAAAAGAGGUAGAAGUAAAGUUAAAAGGUGCUGUAUGGUCUUUAGACGGCGCCGAUGAAAUAAUAGACCAGGAGCAUGCAAUCUUUGAUGUUCUGAGUAGUGUCAGAUGUACCGAAUGUCCUUAUACAAAUGGGGAAAUGGAAGAUAUUGAAUGUUGCGGUGUGUGCCCUAUGAACAGCUCAAUUGAGCCAAUUCCAAAAAGGAAAAAGCUUGAUGUUCCCACAGAUCUGUUGGCGAAUGACCCUCACGAGAAAUGCCCCGUUCCUAUGCCCAUUGGGUCAGAUUUUAUGGGUCAGUGUCCCUUUUUAGAAGGAGAUGUUCAGGCCAUUCAUAAUCAUGUUGAACUAACCGGUCCAAUCGAGGGUAGCAAAGACGCACUAAACGUUUGUCCAUUCUUAAAGGCAACUAAAUCAGGCAUUCAAGCCGGCUCGAAAGAGCCAAAACAAGUAACCAAAGCAACCGAAGAGACUGAACAGGAGACUGAAGCAGAUGAUAAUUUAUUUGUCGGUUUAGUUCCUCAUAACGGCAUUUCUAUUGAAAAUAUGGCCAAGGCGAAACAACUGGGGGAGAACUUGGCUAAAAAAUUGGCGGAUAAAGGUGCUUUAACGGUGAUGGCGAAGGCUCAAGCAGUGAUACACGGACAAAUUAAUGAGGUAGCCGUUAGCAAUUAAAGUUUUUAAAAGGCAAUAUAGGUUUUUUUUUUAAUAGGAAGUAAAUAGUUUUGUAAAACUUUCUCUCAAAUUCAGCUAUUGGGUGUCUUUAGAGUGGCAUUAAGAGUUUUUGAUUUCCAAUAGUUGGGAUUGACAAGUAGAAGGUUCUUUAUUAUUGUAUUGGUGAUUGUUAUUAUGUAUAACUUUUUGUUUUACAUAUAAUUACAAUUUUUAUGUCUUAUGAAAUGUUAUAAUUUUUUAAUAUAAAAUCUGUUUAAGAUAUUUAAAAAAAUA
Messenger RNA from Anthonomus grandis grandis, 1877 nucleotides. Its product is annotated as porphobilinogen deaminase. The transcript has 9 exons. Gene Ontology annotation, molecular function: hydroxymethylbilane synthase activity. Gene Ontology annotation, cellular component: cytoplasm. NCBI's taxonomy places the organism in Eukaryota, Metazoa, Arthropoda, Insecta, Coleoptera, Curculionidae. Bases 150 to 1604 code for a protein of 484 amino acids. The record is from RefSeq and is a predicted model, not a curated record. Gene Ontology annotation, biological process: heme biosynthetic process.